Messenger RNA from Dioszegia hungarica, 1473 nucleotides. RefSeq lists its product as uncharacterized. The transcript is spliced from 9 exons. Bases 1 to 1473 code for a protein of 490 amino acids. NCBI's taxonomy places the organism in Eukaryota, Fungi, Basidiomycota, Tremellomycetes, Tremellales, Bulleribasidiaceae. The record is from RefSeq and is a predicted model, not a curated record.
AUGACGACGGUCAGCGGACCUCACCUCAUGCGAUGGGAUGAGGUGGCGGACGAGCCGUAUCUUGUUCUCCCAUCCUUUCCAGAUUUACGUCUCACACCCUGGCGUGCUGGAGAUGAGGACGACGUGAUGCGCUUGUUCAACGAACCGGAAGUUGGCAUGUUCGCUCAUCGACGUCCAUACCCGUAUCUCCGUGAACACCUUCCCUUUUUCUCUGACGUACUCGGACCUUCCUCUCGCAAGACCAUUGACAACGUCCUCCGGCCUCUUCUGCACGACACCCCCACUUCCGCUGGUCACAUCAACUACAGCGGAGCCCAAUGUGCCUUUGACGUCCCGUACUACCCGUGCAUCAUGCUCAGGCAUUACCCCUCGGGCAAAUUGAUCGGCGAUCUCAGACUCUUCCAGGCUGAGGAUUCUGCCGGAGGUGAUCAAAACGCGGGUUUCGCCGGGCAAGCGCAGCAGACUGCACAACCUAGCGAGCAAGUAUGGGAGAUUGCCUACAAUCUGAUGCCGGAGUGGAGAGGGAAGGGGGUGGCUGGUCAAAUGCUUGACGUCAUCAUGGCGGGCUGGGUGGAGUGGUUGGGCAUCGGGACCGGGAUGGCUGGUGUUCAGACCGUCAACACCGCAUCUGCCGGUCUGUUAGCCUCCAGAGGCUUCACAAAGGGAACGACGUUCAUGGAGCCAUGGCCCGAAGAGAAAGGAGGCGGAGAGAGGGAGGUCGCGAAAUGGACCGUUACGCCGGCAACCCCGGCCAGGCACAACGACUUGCUGCAGUGGGAUGCUAUCGCAGAUGAGCCGUACCUCGCUUUACUGGGAUACCCUGGACUGCGCCUCACACCAUGGAGAGGUAUGCAGGAGACGGAGGCCUUGAGAUUGUUCAACGAUCCCACAGUGACCAAAUACUCCUGUCGCCGGCCUUUCCCGUAUAAUCGAGAGCACCUCGAGUAUUUCACCGACUUGACCGCGCCCUACUCGCAAGAGACCGUAAAUACCAUCCUCAGAAGAAGCUCAUCUUCUUCGGCCGCUUCUGACUUGCCUCAUCCGGCCGAGAUGCCCUUCUUCCCGCUGAUGGUCAUUCGCAAUCACGCUACCGGUCAGCUCAUCGGUGAUGUCCAGCUCUUCCAGCCCGAAUCAGACUACUGGGAUAUGGAGCUGGACCGUUCUCUACGUGUCGUGGUACCUCAGAUCGACUCUCCCGAGGAGCAGACCUGGGCGAUAAGCUACAAUAUCCUGCCCGAGUGGCGGAACAAAGGAUUGGGAGGGGCAGUGGUGGAUGUCGUUGUCGGUGGCUGGGCAAAGUGGUACAUCGAGACUGAUAAUAUUCUAUCCUCGAGACUCGCAGCGUCUAGGGGGUUCACGAAGCGCAGGACCUUCAUGCAAGCCUGGCCGGAAGCGAAGCGCUGGGGAUGGGACCAGCCUAGUCAUGUCAAAGCCCUCGCUUGGUUCCCAGCGUUAGGCAAACACAGCUGGUAA